ACCGAAAUGUUAGGUAUUUCUUUAUCUUUAAUUAGAGCUUUUGUGUUGGAGUCCUAAAUAUGGGUUCGAGCCCGAAAUAUAAAAUUGCCUUGUUUUACGUUACACGAAUCUGAAUUUAGUCUGGUUACAAUAAUAUCGGGUGUAAAUCAUAAAAAAAGACUUUCUUCUUCAGUAUCAUCAGAGGUUAAAAAAAAACUUUCUAUAUUUGUUUAGCUUCAGCAUCAUCAGAGGUUCAGACUGAGAGAAAAGGAGAUGACUUUGGGACUGAUAAAUGCAAAUCCAGUGGUUCACGCCAAAAAGGAGAGGAUCGCUCGCCCUGAAGAUCAUCACGCCGUUGAUGCUCUCGACAUUUAUGAUUUCGUGAGGGAUAUAAGAGAUCCAGAGCAUCCGUAUUCGUUAGAGCAGCUGAGUGUGCUCUCCGAAGAGUCCAUUACUGUUGACGAGAAGCUUGGACGCAUUCUGAUUACUUUCACCCCAACCAUCCAGCAUUGUAGCAUGGCAACUGUGAUUGGCCUUUGUUUGAGAGAGAAGUUGAAGAAUUGCUUCCCUCCUCAUUUCAAG
This is a messenger RNA of Nicotiana tabacum (common tobacco), 561 nucleotides long. NCBI's taxonomy places the organism in Eukaryota, Viridiplantae, Streptophyta, Magnoliopsida, Solanales, Solanaceae. The record is from RefSeq and is a predicted model, not a curated record.